GUAGGAUGCUGAUCCCGCAUCAUUCGCCAAUGCCAUCAGCUUCGGCUUUAACAGCUCCCCGGAUAUGUUCUCGUCCCAGCUGUUACUUAAAUCAAAUGCCAGCUCAAUAAGCCUAACACUGUAUGCACAUGUGCAUACAUGAUCUUUGUUGAAGGAACUGGGAAACGUUAAAGCACUUACGCCUGGACUAUACAAUUGCCAUAUAUUGGGCUAGCACUUACAUCUUGCCAGCAUGGCUUCCCAAAAGAACGACGCUUUCGGUAACCUGGGACCUUGGAGCGAACCAGCCUGGUACAAUUCGCUCGCUUCUCCUUACUACAAUGACUCUCAUAAGCGACUGAGAGAUGAACUUCGCAAGUACAUCGACGAGAAGGUCAAGCCAUUCAUGUUGGAAUGGGAAGAGAAGGGUGAAGCCCCAGAGCAAGUUCGCUUGGAAUACGCCCGUUCGGGGCACCCAUUCGCGGACGUGCCAGAGCCGUACCGUCCAAAGCAUAUCCCCGGUCCAGCAGGCAUCCCCGUGGGCGAACUGGACAUCUUCCAUCUCCUCAUCGCAACAGACGAAGGAAGCCGAAUCGAGGGAGGCGUUGGAACUUCGUUGGCGGGUGGCAGCGUCAUUGGAAUCCCGCCAGUCAUCCACCAUGGCACGGAGGAGCAGAAGCGCAAAUGGCUCCCAGGUCUGUUCACAUGGGAGACCAGUUUUUGUCUUGGUAUAACAGAACCAAGCGGUGGUUCUGAUGUUGCGAAUAUUCAAACCACAGCCGAGAAGACAAAAGACGGCAAGUUCUACGUAGUUAAUGGCUACAAGAAGUGGAUAACCGGCAUGCCUUGGGCAACCCACAUGACCACCGCGGUACGCACUGGCGGUCCGGGAGCCAAAGGCAUAUCGGUCAUCGUCAUCCCGACCAACUCAAAAGGAUUCACUUGGCGUCGCAUCCCCAACAGCGGCCAGAAUGGCGGCGGCGCCAGCUUUGUGGAGAUGGACGAUGUCCUUGUCCCAGUGGAGAACCUGCUUGGUAAGGAGAACGAAGGGUUCAAGAUCAUCAUGACCAAUUUCAAUAAGGAGCGUUUCAUCAUGGCAGUAGGAUGCAAUCGCAAGGCCCGCACGUGUCUCUCGGAAUCCUUCGAGUACGCUAACAAGCGCCAUACCUUCGGGAAGCCUCUGAUCUCCCACCAGAUCAUCAGCCAUAAGCUGGCGACUAUUGGCAGAUAUGUCGAGAGUCAUUGGGCUUGGCUAGAACAGCUAGCCUAUCACAUCCAGCAGUCUCCCCUGCGCUGGAAUGAUCCAGAGAUAGCUGGUCAAAUUGCCUUGUCAAAAGUUCACGGUGGCCGAAUUCUCGAGAUGGCAAAUCGAGAGGCGCAACAGAUCUUCGGUGGUGCAGGUUAUCAGAAGAGAGGUGGACCUGGUGCAAUCAUUGAGCAGAUGAGUCGCGAUUUGAGAAUGAUGGUGGUUGGUGGUGGUAGCGAGGAAAUCAUUGCGGAUCUUGCCCUGCGGCAGGAAACAGCUUUGGCGAAGAAACGUGGCUGGAAAUUGUAAAGGAGAGGUAGAGGUACGGAGUAGAGUACUCAUAGUGCUGCCUUGCACUCGUAUGUCGACCUAGGUGGGUGGUAGGGUCAUAACAUCUCUAUAUGUGGAAAACUUGCCUUGUUGCUUAGUUGAAAGAAUAGUCUAGAACUUCGAGACAGCCUGGGUCAGCCGGAUCUUUGCCUUCAAUAUUGAAGCCUUCGCAAGAGCACUAGCCAUAGCUGAUGCCAAACGGACAGCGAUUGGCAGUGGUUAACAUCGUCGGAGAGUUCCCGAAUGCCCCUCAAACCAUACAAGACCAAGAGAUC
Molecule: messenger RNA, 1830 nt
Organism: Aaosphaeria arxii CBS 175.79
Lineage: Eukaryota; Fungi; Ascomycota; Dothideomycetes; Pleosporales
Product: acyl-CoA dehydrogenase NM domain-like protein
Exons: 3
Coding region: 233-1534 (433 amino acids)
Molecular function (GO): flavin adenine dinucleotide binding; oxidoreductase activity, acting on the CH-CH group of donors
Source: RefSeq, a predicted model, not a curated record